AACAUCCCAGAAUGCACCUCUUCACGUCAUCAAUAAACAGAAGUAAACACAAACCUUCCUCUGACAGUGAAUAACUUAUAUUAUAACCAGUUGUUGCACUGAUCCAUCACAUCUCUGUCCUGUGUCGGUGUCCGGUCUGUGUCGGUGUCCGGUCGGUGUCCGGUCUGUGGGCGGUGCUGCUCAGCGGCUCUGGAUUGUUUUCCCACUCUGUGGCUGUAGGAUCAGUGUCUAGGAUGGAUCCAGAAUAUGAACAUCGCCUCUUCCGCCAAAUUAACAUUCAAAAUGACAACUUGAGUCCUGCUAAAUCGACACGCGGUCUCCACAGUCGGACACCCACUGGUUCCCCAUUAUCCUCGCCCAGUAAGCUUGGAGACAGGUUUAUACCCACCAGAGCCGGGGCCAACUGGAAUAUCAACUUCCACAGGAUAAAUGAAAACGAAAAGUCACCAAUUCAGAGCAGAAAAUCUAAAGAUGCCACUACUGAUAACGUCAAAGCAGAUGGGCUGGCCUACUCUGCUUUGCUGAAGAAUGAGCUGCUGGGAGCAGGAAUAGAUAAGAUCCAGGACCCGCAGACGGAGGACAGACGUCUACAGCCAACCACCCCCGAGACGAGGAGUCUCUUCACUUAUUCACUCAACACAGAAACAGCGUCUCCUGACAAUAGCACCAACAUCUCCCCAUACUCCUUAUCACCUGUCAGCAACAAAAGUCAAAAAUUGUUACGUUCGCCGAGGAAGCCAACACGCAAGAUCUCAAAGAUCCCCUUUAAGGUUCUCGAUGCUCCAGAGCUGCAGGAUGACUUUUAUCUCAACUUAGUGGACUGGUCCUCCCUCAACGUCCUCAGUGUCGGGUUGGGCACAUGUGUUUACCUCUGGAGUGCCUGUACCAGCCAGGUAACAAGGUUGUGUGAUCUGUCAGUGGAGGGAGACUCAGUCACAUCGGUUGGCUGGUCUGAAAGGGGUAACUUGGUCGCAGUGGGAACUCACAAAGGAUAUGUUCAGAUCUGGGACGCUGGCGCUGGGAAGAAACUCUUUGCCUUGGAAGGACACACAGCCAGAGUUGGAGCUUUAGCGUGGAAUGCAGACCAGUUGUCUUCAGGAAGCCGUGAUCGUAUGAUUCUUCAAAGAGACAUACGGACGCCUCCACUGCAGUCAGAGAGGCGGCUGCAGGGACACAGACAGGAAGUGUGUGGGUUGAAGUGGAGCACUGACCAUCAGCUGCUCGCUUCUGGUGGAAAUGACAACAAGCUGCUGGUGUGGAACCACUCCUCGCUGAGCCCAGUGCAGACCUACAUGGAUCACCUGGCCGCAGUUAAAGCCAUCGCCUGGUCCCCCCAUCAGCACGGCCUGCUGGCGUCUGGAGGCGGCACUGCUGACCGCUGCAUCCGAUUUUGGAACACACUGACGUCGCAGCCGCUGCAAUGUAUGGACACAGGCUCACAGGUCUGCAACCUGGCCUGGUCCAAGCAUGCUAAUGAGCUGGUGAGCACCCAUGGCUACUCUCAGAACCAGAUCUUGGUGUGGAAAUAUCCAGCUCUCACUCAGGUGGCCAAGCUCACAGGACACUCGUACAGAGUCCUCUACCUGGCGAUGUCCCCGGAUGGCGAGGCGAUAGUGACAGGAGCUGGAGAUGAGACCCUACGCUUCUGGAAUGUUUUCAGCAAAACAAGGUCAACGAAGGAAUCUGUAUCAGUUUUAAAUCUCUUCACCAGGAUACGGUAACUUUAGACAAAUGUUUAAAAAUUCAACUUUGAGUGGAUCACAGCGUCAUCAGUGGACAAUUCAUAAAACAUGGUGCUAAGGACAGACAUUACAAUCUGAGGCAUCUCGGGACAUUUUUCACAGAGGAAACGGCAGCAGGAACAACUGAGAUAUAUAUUUUUGACACUAACAUUUGUUUGGGAAAUUAUUUUUGACACAUAUGCUCUCACUGAUUGUAAUUUUUCUUUACUUUUUUAAAAUAUGGGUUAAUUUCCAUUUUGUAUUUUUUGUAACAAAUAAUCAUGGGCCUUAAAAAUGUUGUGAUAAUGUUUUCAAUACUUUGGAAUUUGAGCAUUUUUAGUUUUUGUUUAACUCAGGUUUAAUUUAUUUAAUGCACUUGUUAUAUGGUAAAUAUUCAGUGUAUGAAUCGUCUGUAAUGGAAAAAUUUGAUUCUGUGGAGAAAAAUAGGACUUAAACAUACAAACUAAACAAAAUCACCUACUAAGCCUUCUACAAUAUGUGCACCAUGUUUACCGUGAUCCUGCGACUACUAAGCUUGAAGAGUAGUUGGUUGAAAUUAUGCAGUUUCCUCCUGUGUUUUGAAAGUCUAAUGCUGUGCAUUGAGACGUAUACUACAUGAUUGAUUCUUUGUAGUAAAGGACGAAAUAAAACAAGGUAUGACUUUG
Hippoglossus stenolepis (Pacific halibut) is the source of this 2386-nucleotide messenger RNA. Its product is annotated as fizzy-related protein homolog. The transcript has 14 exons. Bases 234 to 1721 code for a protein of 495 amino acids. Gene Ontology annotation, molecular function: ubiquitin ligase activator activity; protein binding; anaphase-promoting complex binding. Gene Ontology annotation, biological process: positive regulation of ubiquitin protein ligase activity; anaphase-promoting complex-dependent catabolic process; positive regulation of anaphase-promoting complex-dependent catabolic process. Gene Ontology annotation, cellular component: anaphase-promoting complex. NCBI's taxonomy places the organism in Eukaryota, Metazoa, Chordata, Actinopteri, Pleuronectiformes, Pleuronectidae. The record is from RefSeq and is a predicted model, not a curated record.